Amblyraja radiata (thorny skate) is the source of this 856-nucleotide messenger RNA. Its product is annotated as zinc finger protein 239-like. The record is from RefSeq and is a predicted model, not a curated record. Bases 71 to 856 code for a protein of 261 amino acids. NCBI's taxonomy places the organism in Eukaryota, Metazoa, Chordata, Chondrichthyes, Rajiformes, Rajidae. The transcript has 3 exons. Gene Ontology annotation, molecular function: RNA polymerase II cis-regulatory region sequence-specific DNA binding; DNA-binding transcription factor activity, RNA polymerase II-specific. Gene Ontology annotation, biological process: regulation of transcription by RNA polymerase II. Gene Ontology annotation, cellular component: nucleus.
GCCGGUGAGCCCCCCAUCUGCUCCGUGUGCGGGCUGAGCUUCGAGGGGCUGAGCUUCGGUGGAGGACCACAUGACGGGGCACAACAAGAAGAAGCAUUAUGAGUGCGACGUGUGUGGCACGGCCUGCUGGAGCCCGAGCCAGCUGGAGGCCCACCGGCGGGUGCACACGGCACAACGCCCCUUCGACUGCUCGGAGUGCGAAAAGAGUUUCAAGAUGGCCAAUGUCCUGGCGGCCCACCGGCGGGUUCACACGGGCGAGAAGCCCUAUGGCUGCUCCACAUGUGGCAAGAGCUUUACCCAGUUGUCGGGGCUGUGGGAGCACCAGCAGGUGCACAGCAUUGAGCGCCCCUACACCUGUACCCAGUGCAGCAAGUGCUUCACCCAGUCCAGCCACCUGCUGACGCACCAGCGCACCCACACCGGCGAGCGCCCCUACACCUGCGCCCAGUGCGGCAAAGGUUUCACCGAAUACAGCAACUUGCUGCAGCACCAACGCACCCACACCGGCGAGCGCCCCUACACCUGUGCCCUGAGCGGCAAGGCCUUCACCAAAUGCAGGGACCUUCUGGAGCACCAACGCACCCACACCGGCGAGCGUCCCUGCACCUGCAUCCAGUGCGGCAAGUGCUUCACCACCUCCAGCAACCUACUGGUGCACCAGCGCACCCACACCGGCGAGCAUCCCUACAACUGCGCCCAGUGCGGCAAGGCCGUUGCCGCCCGUUAUUUCCCGCCCGCCCGCCCGCUCGCGUUGCCCGCUGGGAAGAAGAAGGCGUUUCCAGAAGGUUCUUCACCAAACGUCAUUCAUUCGGAGUUCGCUUCUCCACAACGACGUUCGGAUUCCGACUGUAAAUGA